UACUCACUUUCUAUUUUCUUUUCUUAUUUCAAUACACAACACUCACUUUCUAUUUUCUCUUCUUAUUUCAAUACACAAUACUCACUUUCUAUUUUCUUUUCUUAUUUCAAUACACAACAUUCACUUUCUAUUUUCUCUUCUUAUUUCAAUACACAAUACUCACUUUCUAUUUUCUCUUCUUAUUUCAAUACACAAUACUCACUUUCUAUUUUCUCUUCUUAUUUCAAUACACAAUACUCACUUUCUAUUUUCUCUUCUUAUUUCAAUACACAACAUUCACUUUCUAUUUUCUCUUCUUAUUUCAAUACACAAUACUCACUUUCUAUUUUCUCUUCUUAUUUCAAUACACAAUACUCACUUUCUAUUUUCUCUUCUUAUUUCAAUACACAACACUCACUUUCUAUUUUCUCUUCUUAUUUCAAUACACAACACUCACUUUCUAUUUUCUCUUCUUAUUUCAAUACACAAUACUCACUUUCUAUUUUCUCUUCUUAUUUCAAUACACAAUACUCACUUUCUAUUUUCUCUUCUUAUUUCAAUACACAAUACUCACUUUCUAUUUUCUCUUCUUAUUUCAAUACACAAUACUCACUUUCUAUUUUCUCUUCUUAUUUCAAUACACAAUACUCACUUUCUAUUUUCUCUUCUUAUUUCAAUACACAACAUUCACUUUCUAUUUUCUCUUCUUAUUUCAAUACACAAUACUCACUUUCUAUUUUCUCUUCUUAUUUCUUCUUAAGUUUAAUUCUAUAA
Lottia gigantea (owl limpet) is the source of this 753-nucleotide messenger RNA. RefSeq lists its product as hypothetical. The transcript has a single exon. The record is from RefSeq and is a predicted model, not a curated record. Lineage: Eukaryota; Metazoa; Mollusca; Gastropoda; Lottiidae. The annotation marks the transcript as partial.